ACUUGGGCAGUUAGAGGCAGAAGCAAGUGCCAAUAUCAGUCACUAGGAAGGCACCUUGAUGGACCCCUCUCCUUGGCUGCUUCUCGGAACGCGUGGGUGUACCAAUUCGGAAAGACAUGUCAAAGGAAGUCACGCUCACCUUCCACCUUCGCAGGGGCACUUGCCGUACCUUACACGAUGCCAUAAGACCAGCUGAUGACCCUCUUUCCGCGUCUGCUAUUUUCCAAUUCCGCCUCUUUUCUUUCGUCUUCCGAUUACACUCCUCUUCUACAUCUCCAUUCAUCGUUGCUGUGCUGUUUUCAAACCUCUAGACACCAGUUCCAUUCAUCCGAGAAGCGUCCCCGUCCAACCCACCCGAGUUCCGACCCCAGAUUUUGACCCCAAGUUCCCGUCCCACACCUCGUAACCCCACGAUUCCAUCAUGGACGAAGAGCAAUCUCCCUUGAUGCGGAUCCCCGCCGAAAUCCGCAUCAUGAUUUACGAAUACCUUCUCGACGACGCUGGCGAAAGGAGACUCGCCGUCCGCAAUAAAGCAAUGCACCAGCUGCACACCGGCGCCCUGAGCACCUACCGCCGCACCUCAUACCGCAUCAUCGAGAGGUCCUUUCACAGGCAAUGCUUCUUGACGACGUACGCGCAUCACCACCCGGCUAGCCCCAAGUCCAUAAUGCACCCCGAAAUCAUGGCCGUCAACCGCCGCAUCCACCGCGAGACGAGUCACCUUCUUUACGGCCGCCCACACGGUUUCGACUUCGGUAGCGACGUUGAGGCUGUGGUGCCCUUCCUCAAAGACCUGACGCCCUCGUCUCGAUCUGCUAUCCAGGAGCUUACCAUCCGCAAGGACGGGCCUGUGAUGCACUGCAAUAGUGAGAGUGACCGGCUGGACUGGGCUACCAUGUGCGCCUACCUCCGCCGGCUGGAUAAGGCGAUACCUAGGCUGCGUAUCAUCGUGGAGGGCGGAAGACCGACGGCGGCGUGGGAGGGGCCGCAGGUACUGAGCGUCUCAGAUCUGAGGUUGCUGGCGCUCAUUAAGCACGAUAGCAUGGAGUGGGUCGCUGAGCUGGCCAAAGUCGAGGGGAUUGAGAAGCUGGAGAUUGUGCCGAGGAUACGCCAUCUCCCUGCGCCCGGCACGACGGCAACGCUGUUGUUUGCUGCAUUUUCAGCGUCAAUUGACACGGCGCUUGUUGAGUAUUUACAGACGGACUGUGCGCUUCCUGCUACGGCUGUGUCCCUCACAGUCUGAGACCGUUGGGAGGCAGUGAUUGUGGGAUAUUCUGGGCUGCUUUUUCGGCCUUCCCACUCGGGAAAUCGGGUGAGUAUGGACACGAGCCCACUGAUUGCGGGGAUGGAGCAAAACUGGAGAGUGUGCGGAGUUCUAUCUGGAUUUGGAUGGCGUUUUGUUGGAGUAAGGGGUUCACGAACACACAUAUCCUGCAUGAUGCAGCAAUGGCACAUGGGUACGGAGUAAGCCCACGGCAUGGUAUUUUCUGAGAUGGGUGAAGAUGCGAAUUGACAUAGGGGCAUCCUCAAUGUAGGGAUACAUUGCACAAGAAUGCGACAGUGUACGAAUCAGCUAAUGGGAAAACCUCAAACGAAAUAUGAACUGACGCAUUGCACGUGAGAGGGACUAUUGGUUGUUGGUGAUGUUGUCGUUGCUCCGAUCAUCAAGUG
This is a messenger RNA of Colletotrichum scovillei, 1671 nucleotides long. RefSeq lists its product as uncharacterized. The transcript has a single exon. Lineage: Eukaryota; Fungi; Ascomycota; Sordariomycetes; Glomerellales; Glomerellaceae. The record is from RefSeq and is a predicted model, not a curated record. The coding region runs from base 422 to 1243 and encodes 273 amino acids.